AUGAAAGAGAACCGACGCCCCGGCGGCGGCUACGAUCUUCCCGUUAACGGCUGGGAUAAACUGUCGAAGAAUGAGCGAACCCAGCCCGGAGAAAGACUGAAGGCCCAACAACGAGCCCUGGCCCAGAGUUCUACGGCUUGUUCCCGUCCGCUCGAUCUCGACAAGCUCGACGCACGUCUACGUGACGUAUCCGAGAGCAGCGGUGCCUUGCCGCAAGCUCGAACACGAUUCUUUGAGAGAUCAGGUAACACUACUCCGGGCCUCGACGACGAUGUUGUGUGCAGAGAGAUCGAGUCUGAGGCUUACAGUGACCUUGUCAAUGAUGGUGGUCGCCCAUUAUACCCGAUAGAUCUCCUUGGGCAGGUUUCUAGGGCCGCAGAGGAGUAUCGCGAGAUGCUGCGGCCUUGGCAAAACCCUCUUGAAGCAAGGAAGCCCUGGGAGGUGUUCCACAGGCAGUUGAGGAGGUGGCGGGAUUUCCGCAAAUGGCAAAACGAUAACCGGGGUCUUGAAGAAGAUGAUGGCGGCUUCCCAUCGUAUGUCGAGCGGACAAAACUUGAGGAAAGAAAAUGGGCAUGGGAACUUGAGCAAGCGCAACGGCAACGGCAGCGAUACUUUUGCAGAGAACAUGGGUGUGACGGGUUCCCUGACUACGUGGAGGCGGUGAGGCGCCGCCUAGCACAACACAACUUCACUCGGCCGUUCCAACUGCACGAAGAUCCUACGCAACAGGACAAGUUAACGACAUGGAUCGAAUACCUCAACUUCGAGUGCUGGUGGCUCGACCGGUAUACUAGGACUAUCCAGCGCCUGAAGCCAGAUCACGACAAGGCCUGGCAAGACCUUGUGGACCUGAAGGUGUUGCGACCUGGUGAGACCAAUGAGUCCAUACGCACCGACGCAUCUGCGAUGCGGGGGGAGGCAGAAAAGGAACAGGCCAAGAACGCGGUGCAGAGGGCGAAAUCGGAGGCCCUAAGGGUCUACACCCUGACGCAGAAGGAACCAGGGCGCUCGCGCUUCUCCAGGUCGACGCAUAUCGAUGAUAGACGAUGCUACGGCCAAAUUGUUUUCGGCAAAAGAUCGGUUGGAGUCGCUCAAAAGACGAGGGAUGCUGCCCGCCACACCAUUCUCCUGCAAUGGGUCCUGGAGCAAGCUCCCUUGAUCGAGGCCGAGAUGACCAAGCGCGAGACGGACAAGACCGGGCCCGAUGGAGCCACGAGGAAAAAGAGGCUCGCCACUGACGAAGACCACGAGGAGAAGCGAAGCCUCAAAAAGCAGAAACUCGAAACAUCGGGAGUUGGCCUCGACAUCAGGCAGCAGCACAGACGUCCUGGCAGAGACCAGGGAGACGCCCAGAGGUGUAGUUCGGUCAGUAGAUACCUCUCGGACAAUGUCUCCAGGACCUCGUCGCAGCGCACGUCUUGCGGCGUGCCGAAAUGCUCCUGCGAUGACCCUCGCACCCCAAACUUCUCGACUAGGGUCCCUCUCGAGGUCACACGCGAAGCCUGGGGGACUGCCAAUGCCUCUUCCAUCUGCAGAAGACACAAAACCCUCGACGGCGACGAAGAGAGGACUCAAGAGCCGCGGCGCAUUGGACGCGUCCAAACCAAAAGGGGUGUCAAAGAAGAAUCGGCCUAG
Molecule: messenger RNA, 1635 nt
Organism: Phialemonium atrogriseum
Lineage: Eukaryota; Fungi; Ascomycota; Sordariomycetes; Cephalothecales; Cephalothecaceae
Exons: 5
Coding region: 1-1635 (544 amino acids)
Source: RefSeq, a predicted model, not a curated record